AAAAUUGAUAAUAUUAAAAAUGAAUCAAUAUAGGCUGAUAUUCAAUGAGGAAAAGCUUGAAGAAUCCUAUAAAUAGCUUGAAUUGAAGAAUACAACAGAUGAAUAUAUGGUAAUACUCUCAUAUUAUAUGAAGGAAUAUAAAUGUAAAAGAAUGAACAACAAUUACAACUACAUAGUUAGAAGAUUCACUUAACAUGAUAUAAACAACGAGAAAUUCCUAAAUGUAAGAAGAAUUAAACUAUACAACAUAUUACCAGUUCUGGAUUUGUUUUAAUAAGAUAAUGCUUUGGCAAGUCUAGAUUAUGAAUCAUACUCUUUAUAGAGUAAUAUAGACCAUAUGGAUUAGGUAGAGAAAAUAUAUGUGGCCUCAUUAGUAGGGAUAAGUAAUAAGUUAUUGAUUAUUAAAAGCUUUGUAAGAACUUUGUAAAAGAAAAUUACCAUUCUUAAUAAAUGCUUAAAGAGUUAUCAUAAUAGGAAGUCAUGUGUGUUUUCAAUAGAUUGACUUCUAAUCUAAUAAAACGGUCACUGCAGAAGAGUCCUUUAAGAGUUAUUUAGAUUUAAGUAAUCCAAUUAUAAUAAGUAUAUUAUAGUUGAUUAAAUGGGACUAACAUCAGAGGGAGAUGAUUUUAACACAGUGAUAGACAGCUUUUUGGAAUAAUAGGAUGUGAAUAUAGGUCUAACUGAAGAACUUCCUUAUGUUGAACUUUUAUAUAAGAUGUUUUAAUUCUAGAAUGAAAAAAGUAUUGUUAGUUAUUAAGCUAAUUCAUUUGUUUAUGUAUUUGACACUCCUGAAUUCUUAAAAACAGUUCCUGGAAUUAGUAGCAGAACUGUAAUGAAAUCAGCAAAAUUAGAUAUAGGAGAAAAUUUAGAUUAUUUAAUUUUAUGUUCUUAAAGAGAAUUAGAAUUUAUGGAGAAUUUUAAAAAAUAUGAACCUUUUGCUUGUUGUUUUGCUUAUUUUAGAAUUUAGAAUUAAUUGUAUUUAUUUAUGGAACUCUAUCCAACAGAUUUAGAGAAUGUGUUUAAGAAGCAUGAAGAAAUAUAUGAUAGAAAUUUGAAAGAUUUAUGUUGUUAAUUAGCAUUUGGUAUAUAUGAAUAAUAAAAAUAGCUAUUCGUUAAUUACAUAGACAUUAAAUAUUACAUAGAGAUUUGAAGCCUGCAAAUCUUUUUUUAAGUCAUGAAGAUUUAGAUAGAGCAUAAUUAAAAAUAGCAGACUUUGAUCAUUCAACAGUAAUUGAUGAAAAAAUAGACGGUUGUAUUCAAGAAAGGACUGGUUUAACAUCUUCUACAGGUUAUGAACCACCUGAGACUGGUCUUAUAAAUUAUACAUACACUUCUGAUAUUUGGUAAAUUGGAAUGAUUUGUAAGAUUAAUAUAUAUAGUUUUAGUUUAUUAAAUUGCUAAUUAAGGUGAAUAUCCAAUUGAACAUCCUUCACUUUAUUGGACUGAAUAAAGAUAUUCAGAAGAAUGUGCUUAUGAGAAAAUCAAAGAAACUUUAGCUAAUAAAAAUGUUGAUGAUAACUUUAUUAGAUUAAUUGCUGAUUGUCUCUCUUAUGAUCCAAAACUUAGACCUACUUCUGAUACACUUAUCACUCGUUUAGAAUAAUGUUUUGAAGAUUUUGAAUUUGAUAAUGAGGAGACUUUGUAGAGUACUCACUAAUUCAGUUUGAUAGAAUCAUUUGGUCAAUUAUUAUCCAAAUCCUAACCAAUAAGAUUAAUAAAAAGUGGAUAUUUAUGAUUUAUAUAUCAUAUUCUAAUUAUAAAAAUAAUUAUUAU
Paramecium sonneborni is the source of this 1773-nucleotide messenger RNA. The record is from the annotation of a GenBank genome assembly. Lineage: Eukaryota; Ciliophora; Oligohymenophorea; Peniculida; Parameciidae.